Messenger RNA from Fragaria vesca subsp. vesca, 1835 nucleotides. RefSeq lists its product as uncharacterized. Bases 295 to 1428 code for a protein of 377 amino acids. Gene Ontology annotation, molecular function: UDP-xylose transmembrane transporter activity; antiporter activity. NCBI's taxonomy places the organism in Eukaryota, Viridiplantae, Streptophyta, Magnoliopsida, Rosales, Rosaceae. The record is from RefSeq and is a predicted model, not a curated record. Gene Ontology annotation, cellular component: Golgi apparatus. The transcript has 9 exons.
AUCUCUCAGACACUCUUUCUGAUAAAACAGAAAGAAAAUAAAGGUCAUUCUCAGACGACAAAUAACUUCAAACAUCCGCCAUCACCGCUCUCGUUAACCCACGUGUCUCUCCCAAAUGGAUGCGCCCUUCAAAUCCUCCUCGUCUUCUUCUUCUUUUCAUUUUCACUCCAACAACUCACUCCCACUUGCUCCUCCACUCUCACUCUGAAAACCCAAAAAAACUACAUCUUUAUUUUCAUUCCCAGUUCGAAAAGAGAUCCAAAGCUUUAUGCUUGCAUAACCCAAAACCCGAAAAUGUUGAAUUUCUUUGUGAGGAAAGAUGUCAGGAAGAUCCUCAAACGCAAGGAUAGUGAUGCUGGUGAAAGAGGAAAAGCUCUUGAAGACUUGCGGUCUUCUCUGUUCAAUGUUUUCCGCUCACCUGAAGGUGCAAAGCGUCAACAGCAACAAUUAUGUGGCCCUGCAACUGCUCUGACAUUCAAUUUUGUAGUAGCUGUUGGUAUAAUUUUCAUGAACAAAUUGGUGCUCAAAGUUGUCGGGUUCCAGUUUCCUAUAUUUCUUACGUUUAUACACUAUGUUGUAAGCUGGUUAUUGAUGGCCAUUCUGAAAUCUCUGUCUAUCCUCCCUGCAUCUCCCUCAAAAUCGGCUCGCAUAUCUACGUUAUUUACUCUUGGCUUUGUUAUGGCUCUAUCUACUGGCCUUGCUAAUGUUAGCUUAAAGUAUAAUAGUGUGGGCUUUUAUCAGAUGUCUAAGAUUGCGGUUACGCCAUCAAUUGUUCUUGCAGAAUUUGUACUCUACAAUAAGAGAGUGUCUUUCUCCAAGGUCCUAACACUUGCAGUAGUAUCUUUUGGUGUCGCAGUGGCUACUGUAACGGAUCUGCAAUUCCAUCUCUUUGGAGCUUGUAUAGCAUUAGCAUGGAUAAUACCCAGUGCAAUCAACAAGAUUCUAUGGUCUAGCCUGCAACAGCAGGAGAAUUGGACAGCCUUGGCAUUAAUGUGGAAGACAACGCCAGUUACUUUAUUUUUUCUUGUUGCAUUGAUACCCUGGUUGGAUCCACCUGGUGCUCUCUCCUUUAAUUGGAGCUUUAAUAAUACCUCGGCAAUUCUCAUGUCAGCUAUUCUCGGCUUCUUACUUCAGUGGUCUGGUGCCCUAGCUCUUGGGGCUACAUCUGCUGUUACACAUGUUGUUCUUGGUCAAUUUAAAACAUGUGUCAUUCUGCUUGGAAACUACUACCUCUUUAGUUCCAAUCCAGGCAAGACCAGUAUUUGUGGGGCCUUCACAGCAAUCGCUGGAAUGUCUAUAUACACUUACCUAAACUUGAGGCAGCAAUCAAGCAGAACAUCCCCACGACAAGCCUCAACAUUACCAAAAUCUAAACUGAGUAAAGAAAAUGGCAACCAUGAUGGAAAUUAUGGGGCUGAAUCUGUCUAACACAAUUCAUCAGGCUUUGGCUGCCGUGUAAUUGAGCUCAAAGCCUAGUUACUGCAGACAAAUCUAGGGCAUACAACCGUUGAGAACAACGGUUCAUGGAGUCCAGGUAAUCCAUCACUCCUGAGAAGAGAGAAAAGAGCUCGAGGAGUGAAAGAUUAGGGGUUUCGGCAGCAGACCACUUUCCAUGAGUGCGCUUGACACGCUCAAUGACAGCAAAGGGAUUAGGCUUAACAUGAUUCAACACAUUCUGACAACCGUGUUUCCAAAUCUCCCAAAGAUGCCAAACAAAUAAGCUGAAGAAGAGAGUCCCUGUCAUCAACUAGCGCCGCACUCUUGUGAUCAAUCUCCAACAACCAAUCUUCAGGAGAGGAGAGACACCCUGUUUGUUUGGGGAGUACCUAGUGUUA